Messenger RNA from Lotus japonicus, 1237 nucleotides. Its product is annotated as protein FAR1-RELATED SEQUENCE 5-like. The coding region runs from base 171 to 890 and encodes 239 amino acids. The record is from RefSeq and is a predicted model, not a curated record. The transcript is spliced from 3 exons. Lineage: Eukaryota; Viridiplantae; Streptophyta; Magnoliopsida; Fabales; Fabaceae.
AUUCACUGAACAGUGAAAACCCAAAUCACGAAUCCCUUCUCCCUCGCAAUGCCGUGCGCAAAAAAUUUCAUGAAUCCUCAUCUUCUUCGCUUUUCAAAUUUGCUCAUGUUUACUUCCUUCUCCGUGGCCCCUUAUUUCAUCUGCUUCUCAAUUUUGCCAUAGUGUCUUGUAUGAAGCUUCGUUGCAGCGUUUUUGGGUCUCCACGACUGUCUCUUCCGGUGAGCAAAUGCUACUUUGGUCCUCUUCUUCUGCAAGUAUUCUUCUUUGUUCAAUUCUUUGUUGGUGUGUUUAUUUUUAACUGCUUCCUAUCUUGUGCAGAAGAUUGCAAGCCAAAGCUAGGUAUGGUUUUUGAUAGCAGAGAGGAUGCUUGGAUGUUUUGGCUAAAUUAUGGCAAAAAAGUUGGAUUUGGAGUGAGGAGGGAAUAUUGUCACACCAAAAAAGAUGGCUCAGUUUCUUCUUGUCGGUUUGUUUGUUGCAAAGAAGACGUGCGAAAGGUGGACAAACAAUAUUAUAAGAUAGUCAAUCCAAGACCGGAGACAAGAACAAACUGUCAAGUGAGGUUGGGACUUAAGCAAAAGGAUGGAAAACUAGUAGUGCAUGACUUUCUUGAGGAGCACAACCACAUAUUACAUUUGCAAGAAACGUCUCAUAUGCUGCCAUCUCAAAGAAAAGUUUUAGAAGUUCAAAGCCACCAAAUUGAGUUAGCUGAUGAUGCUGGUCUGCAACAAAAGAAGUCGUUUGAGUUGAUGAGUAAACAAGUGGGAGGGAGAUCAAACCUGGGAUACACUCGCCUUGAUCAAAAGAACUAUCUCCGAAAAAAGAAGGCAAAGAAGUUUGUUACAUGGGGAAGCUGGUUAUAUAUUGCAAUACUUUCAGAGAAAGUUAGUUGAAAAUUCACCUUUCUACCAUGCUUAUCAACUAGAUGAUGAAGAUCAAAUCACCAAUGUGUUUUGGGUAGAUGCAAGGAUGCUAAUUGAUUAUGGCUAUUUUGGUGAUAUGGUUUCACUUGAUUCGACAUAUUGCACCAAUAGUUCGAAUAGACCACUUGCUGUAUUUUCUGGUUUUAAUCACCAUCGGAAAGCAGUGAUCUUUGGGGCUGCAUUGUUAUAUGAUGAAACAACAGAAUCUUACAAGUGGCUCUUUGAGUCAUUUUUAGAGGCACAUAAGCAUGAGAGCAUUACAAAAUCAAAGUGGAUUUUAAAAAAGUGAUUAGUUAUAGAAUGUUAAUCUUAUGAUA